Spirometra erinaceieuropaei is the source of this 342-nucleotide messenger RNA. The record is from the annotation of a GenBank genome assembly. Lineage: Eukaryota; Metazoa; Platyhelminthes; Cestoda; Diphyllobothriidea; Diphyllobothriidae.
AUGUCUGGCGUCCUUGUCCAAGGUCCCGAUGCCUCAAGGUCAUUCACCUUUGCAGAGAUCGGUUCCAGACGCGCUGACCUCUGCACCCACUCGACCGACUUCAGCUCGGACACGACUGCCACCCCAUCGCCGCAGCCGCGUAUGCGGCACCUGAACACACCACCACCGCCUGCUCACAAUGCAAUAGAAGCCUUUAGGCACACCGCCCAUUGGCUAAUGCAGCACAAAAUUGGACAGCAUUUUAACUAUAUGCUUACAAAAGCGGCUGCCACCACCUGCCUCAUUUUCUCUCAGGCACGAUCUAACGCCCUCCUGGCCUCGCCAGCCAUUACUGCCGCCUGA